Molecule: messenger RNA, 737 nt
Organism: Drosophila ficusphila
Lineage: Eukaryota; Metazoa; Arthropoda; Insecta; Diptera; Drosophilidae
Gene: mRpL18
Product: 39S ribosomal protein L18, mitochondrial
Exons: 2
Coding region: 104-676 (190 amino acids)
Biological process (GO): translation
Cellular component (GO): mitochondrion; ribosome
Molecular function (GO): 5S rRNA binding; structural constituent of ribosome
Source: RefSeq, a predicted model, not a curated record
UGUUUGGCAUAGCCAUUCGCCUCGAACUAAAACUUUGGCAUUUCGCAGCACUGCUUGGCUUGGGCGCUUCUCAACACUUGGCUUUUGGAUAUUUUGUGUAAAUAUGUCUCGUAGUGCCCGCCCCCUCACCUCAGCACGUGUGCUGCACAAAAUCAAAGAGCUGAGCACGCCGCAAGCCAGCACGGAAUAUGUGAUCAACCGGAACCCCAGGAAUCUGGAAAGACUACGGAUUGCCUACAAGCCGGGUGGCUAUCAUCUCGAAAAACCAGGAAGAUCUUACUGGCACACUCUAGAAAUUAACACCAGUGGUCGUUAUGUCAGCGCCGAUGUAAAGCAUUUCGAAAACGGAACCAUUUUGAGUGCUAGCACCUCUGAAUGGGCCAUCAAACAGCAGCUAUACAAAACCAACGAUACUGCAGCAUUUGUAAACCUCGGAAGAGUUCUCGCUCAUCGAUGUCAACAGUCUGGGAUUACCGAAAUGACUUGCAAUGUGGAAGCUGUGCCUGGCAGCAAGUUGCAAAAGUUGCUUCAAACUCUUAAGGAUAACGGAGUGUCCUUCGAGGAGCCCGCUCGCCUGGCCAAUACACAGCCCUGGGAUGCCCUUCGACAUGAAAAGCCCUGGGAAGUGUCGGAACAAUCCUUAGAACCCGCAGCACCAGUAAAAGCAGUUAAAUAACGCAGAGAAAAUCUGUUUAGUUUUUGUUUCGUUUAGAAUAAACGUCGAUUAUUAUUGCUAA